AUGAAAAGGAAUAAUUUGUGGAGAGUGUUCUCGCUUCUUAAUACAUUCAUAAUAAUUUGUAGCGAAGAAAUUCAGAAAGAUGAAACUGAGAAAGGUUUAAAUUGUAUACGUGAAGCACUUUUCGAAAAAUUUAUUUUCUCUAACGAAGUGGAAAAUUGUUGCGAGAAAGCCGUGAAAGAAAACAAUGAAAUUGAGACUUCUUUCCAUGAAAAAGUAUCUGAAGAAUUGCAUAUGGUAUUUGGAAAGAACGUAGAACCUUGUUUAAAAUAUAACAUGAAUAUAAGCGAAUUCUGGAUGUCAAUGUUAUGA
Centruroides sculpturatus (bark scorpion) is the source of this 309-nucleotide messenger RNA. RefSeq lists its product as uncharacterized. The record is from RefSeq and is a predicted model, not a curated record. NCBI's taxonomy places the organism in Eukaryota, Metazoa, Arthropoda, Arachnida, Scorpiones, Buthidae. The transcript is spliced from 6 exons. Bases 1 to 309 code for a protein of 102 amino acids.